This is a messenger RNA of Ornithodoros turicata, 330 nucleotides long. RefSeq lists its product as uncharacterized. Bases 1 to 330 code for a protein of 109 amino acids. The record is from RefSeq and is a predicted model, not a curated record. NCBI's taxonomy places the organism in Eukaryota, Metazoa, Arthropoda, Arachnida, Ixodida, Argasidae. The transcript has 2 exons.
AUGGCAUUCGCACAGGGCUCUAGGCCUCGGCGGCGCUCCACUUUUGAGGCGUCUGGUGCGGGGGAUCAGGAUGAGGGUUGGCAGGUGAGAAUGGAGCUGUCUUUGCUACUGGCCGACGGAACCAUGCGACCUGACCUCAUUGUCGAGAAGGAAGGCAUGGCUAGAAUCUUGCACGCCCAGGUUGUUGCUCACCAACAUAAAGUACACAAGAAGUACACAAGAGACGACCUGUUCCUCCAAGUGGCAGGUGCGACAGAUAGAGAUGAGACACCGGGAAGCGUAACCAUGUACAAGGAAAUAUGGCCUAAAGGGAGUGCGGAAGCCCUUUGA